GUAGAAUACCGACAGCCUGCAGUCAAAAAUUCCGAUUUCUUUCGACUUUCACCGAGGAGAGAGCUCCUGGAGUGGUCGAAGACUUACUGAGAGAGAUCGACUGCCACAAACAAUCUGACAAACUGGUCAAAGAGAUCGCUGGACUGAAUUCAAAACCUGGUUCCAGUGACACUGCCGGUCCCUCAGCUGGAGCAACUGGUGUGAAUACCAUGGCAGAAGGUGACCGCUCAGGGGAACACUUUGUGGAUAAAUAUAGAGCCCAGCUGAUCGAUAGAGUGAGCAACAUUGAGGCCAUUUUGGAUGAGCUCCUCGACAAAAAAGUCAUCACACUGGGGAAUUAUGAUGAAAUCUUGGCCAUCCCUACCUCUAGGGGUAGGAUGAGGAAGCUCUACUCUGGUCCCCUGAAUUCUGCUGGACACGACGGCAAAGAAGUCUUCUACAAAAUCCUUGAGAAAAGGAAACAUUUCUUUUUGCUGAGCUUAAGAAAAAGAAGUGAAUCUUGUGGUGAAUAUCAUUUUUAGACCAAAUAUAUAGUUUUACUGAGCCCAUUGUUUAUACGAUAACAAUGGGGGAAUUUUAAUGUUAAUGCUAUGUCCCUCAGGGGGUUUUCUAAAAAAAAAAUAGCUUUUUCAGCUCUAUGCUUAAACAUCUGUUUCCCCUUAAUUUUAUGUUGAAAUAAAUUGAAAUCUGAGUGAGGUGUGGUGCCUCCUCUACCUGAUCAGUGAGGCUCAGGAUGAGAUGAGUUUUCCUUCAAGGUUCAAAACCAGAUUCAGUAAAUGUUUAUCAGACAAUCGUAAGAAAUGAUUAGAGGUUCUCACCAGACAUGUGAUGUUUUUAUCCAACAAAGAACAAAUGGAAUGAAAGUCUGUUUUUAUCCUAAUUAUUUGAUGUUAAUUAAAACACGCUUGAUCAUGAAUGAUUAUCCAUAACUUUUGCAUGUAAAGCAGGUACCUCUCAUAUAUGCUAAAAGAUUAAGAGCAAGAGUUUUUUAAUCACUCUUUUUCUGCCCUAUAAGAAUAACUUUACUUUCGGAGGGUCUUUUGAAAAACGUUCUAUUUGUAAAUUUAUAUCAAUUUAUAAUAAAGUCUUCUGAAUACUA
This is a messenger RNA of Anoplopoma fimbria (sablefish), 1099 nucleotides long. It is a transcript of the gene pycard, whose product is annotated as PYD and CARD domain containing. Gene Ontology annotation, biological process: innate immune response; inflammatory response; regulation of apoptotic process. The transcript is spliced from 4 exons. Bases 210 to 521 code for a protein of 103 amino acids. NCBI's taxonomy places the organism in Eukaryota, Metazoa, Chordata, Actinopteri, Perciformes, Anoplopomatidae. The record is from RefSeq and is a predicted model, not a curated record.